Molecule: messenger RNA, 3843 nt
Organism: Xenopus laevis (African clawed frog)
Lineage: Eukaryota; Metazoa; Chordata; Amphibia; Anura; Pipidae
Product: WD repeat-containing protein on Y chromosome
Exons: 22
Coding region: 369-3683 (1104 amino acids)
Source: RefSeq, a predicted model, not a curated record
UCCUUCUGCUUAGCCAAGUUUCUCCAUAAAAUUCAGCACCUUUUUUCUGGCCAAGAUUCUCUGUAAACUUCUUUUUGGCUGGUCUACUUGUAGAUUUAAAUCCUAAACUUCCUCUGGACAUUGGUAUGGUCAAAUCUUCUAGUUGUGUAGAAGAUACCCUUUUGUGGGCUCAGGUUUCUUUGUAGACAUAAAGUCGACACUUCCUUGGGACAUUUGAGAUGUUGGAUCUUCUAGUUAUGUUGAAGAUAUUCCCUUCUGACUCUUCUGGAAUGAUCAUGACCCUAUUGUCUGGUCAGGUUUCUUUGUAGAUAGAAAGUCUACACCCCAUUAAGAGAUUUGUUACGCUAAAUCUUCUAGUUGCGUUGAAGAUGCCCCUUCCGGCUCUUCUUCAGAAACGUGCCAAUGCCCUACAGAGACAGCUCCUGUCCAUCACCCUUCUUCAAGAACUGGAAGACUUCCUAAAGAGGCAGGGGCUUCAGAAAUCUGCUGGGCAACAGCCAAACUUCAGCAAUGAGGAAAGUGUCUUGAGCUUUGACAAGAAUGAAAACCUUCGCCUGGAGGAUAAAUUUCGUUUGAACGACCUGCGCCUCUUACAGGAAGCCUUCGCUAACCACAAUUUAACUGGCAAAGAGACCAGUCGCAAAGAGGAGGCUUCUAAACUCCAGCUGAACAGAUGUAGAGCUAAACAGAAUGCUCAGCCUGCUGGAAACAUGACGCUCGAAGAAUUUCGUCAGGUUCUCUCCGACCUCUUUGGUUCCGAAUAUUUCGAUGACGACAUGGAACUUCUGUUUAACAAGGUGGACACCUCUUGUGAUGGCUUCAUAGACUGGGGAGAGUUCUGUACUUACCUUCUGCUGCAAUACAAGAAGAGAGACUACAAGAUGACUGGCAAAGUGACCUUUCUCGGACAGCCCGUGAUACGGCUUUGCACCCGGAACAAGCAAGAGCCAACGAGCAGGAUCCUAGCCAUCAGCUCCCCGCCUCCAUUGUGGUUCCUCAGUGUGAGCAAAAGUGGUGUCCUCACUUCGUGGGAUUCUGCCCUGCACCCCCAGAAAUCCUAUGAGAUUGCUUCUGAUUUCACAGACUUGCAAGCUGGGAAAAGGAGGUUCAAGUCUUGGGUGACAGAUGCUGUGCACCUGCCCAAUACUAAUAAAAUCGCUGUUGCUACCACCAGCCGCGACAUUCACUUCUUCGAUGUUUCCACCAUGAACUUGUUUGAGGAGUUUCACCUCUUUGCUCUAAACCAUGUUCCAACAAGUUUCUGUUACUGGCACAACAAAAAGUCCCCAGGAAAUCAGUCCCUGCUUUUGUGGGGAGGAGAUAAUGGAGCGGUGCAUGUUCUUUGGCUGCUGAAACCCCACAUUGGAGUAUUUGAGAAACCAUUUAGUCAGAAUCCAGGACCUACUAAAAUCUACAUUCAGGAGCUGAAAGAUCACAGUAAACUCCUGAGCUACCAGGUUAUUCCUGAUGUGCAUCCCGAGGCCAUCACCAAACUCAUGUAUUGUCCAGAGAAGGAACUCGUCAUUACAUCAUCAGGAAGCUCCCAAUCCUCUGUGAUCAUCAUGGACAUUAAUCUGAAGGGAAAGGUUUAUACAUGGAAGAUAAACAAGGGAGUUCAGUGUUUUGACUACUGCAGGGCCUUCAAUCUGCUUGUAACUGGGGGAUUCGAUCACAAGGUACGACUAUGGAAUGAAUAUGUCCCUUGCCGCCCCAUUGCUGUCCUGCCAGAACAUUCCAUGGCUAUCCUGGAUGUGAUUAUCUAUCAGCCCCUGAGACAAAUAUUCAGCUUCUCCAAGGAUUCUGUGCUAAAGGUUUGGGACAUCUCCUCGCAGACCUGCCUGCAGACCCUGGUGCUAAAGUUCCCCUGUGUUCAGCCUGGGCGGAUCCAAGAGCAGGGCAACUUUCCCUUCCUGCUGGUACCCACCAACCCCAGUAGCUUGCUGGUCUGCUACUCUGACUACAUUGGGAUUCUGAGACUGGCACAGGCGGAGCUCAUGGAGGGCACUUUCUUCACACACAAGGCGCCUAUUAGCUGCCUCAUCUACAACAGCUUCUUUCAGCUGAUUGUAACAGCCAGUGAAGAUUCCACUGUUACCAUCUGGGAUGUUGAGACUGGCACCAAAUCUCUUCUUCUCAGCAAUGUCCACGGGCAGGAGGAAAUCACUUGCAUGGCAUUUGACAAAUCACAUAGGAAACUCAUCACCGGAGCAAGAAAUGGCACUUUAAAGAUCUGGAAUAUCCAGAACGGGCACAAUCUUUACAAACUGGAGCCUGUAGAAGAAGUGGAGAUCACUUGUGUCCUAGCCUUGGAGGAGAAGAUAUUCCUCAGCGUUGGGUGGAACCGUAAAAUUGUGACUUAUGAUAUUCCAAACACCAAUGAGGUUUAUGUGCCAGCCAAUGACUCAUGGAAAGGAGGACAAGUGCACCAAGAGGACAUCCUGACUGCUGAUCUCUGUCCAUCCCUGGGGCUCCUCGCUACAGCCAGCUUUGAUGGAGAGAUCAUUCUGUGGAAUGUAGAGACUCAGAGACUGUAUCUUUAUCUGCGCCAGUGUCCUCCAACAAGGGCAUCCACUCGGCCUCACGUGAGCUCCAAGGAAGUCAGUAAGGCUGUACCUCGGCCAGUCAGUAAACACCAGCAGAAUAGGGAGAUCUGGAUGUGUAGGUCUCAGCCACCUGUGGAUAAACUCUUCUUCCUCCAUAAACGUUCAGCUAAAAGAGAAGCUGCAGUUCUGAUCAGUUCGGAGGCUGGGACUCUACGUUGGUGGAGUGUGAUCAAUGGUGGACAAGAAUUGGGGCAUUUCUAUGCCCCCAGUGAACCAGACAACUCUGUAUUUGGGUUAUCGAGUGACAAGGCAAACAGUGUUCUGGUAUCAGGAGACACUCUGGGGUUGGUGCAGGUGUGGGAUAUUUCCAGUUAUGGGCUACAGGCAACAGACCAGACCUACAACUGUAGACCACCCCUACUUUACUCCUGGGUGGCCCAUGAGAGUGCCGUGGUUAGUGUGGAACAUCUCCUGUACAACUCGGAACCAUUCAUUGCCAGCGGCUCCUCCGACAAAACAGCCAAACUCUGGACAGUGGAUGGGAAGCACGUGGGAACAUUUGGCCAAUCCAAGUGCUGGAAACUAAAUAACCACUCCACGUUCCAGGACAGCAGGUUGGAGGAUUCUGGCAAACACAUGGAGGGAAGUGAAGAAAACAGCCCCCAGGGAGUAGACAAACUAGAACACUCAGCACCCCAGAGAGAGGAGAUCCAGCCUGUAAUAAAUGAAAUACAGGAGGUGAAUAGAGAGGAUAAAGCUUUAACACCCACCCCUGAAGAUCCUCCUGAGAUACUGAGUCAAGAACAUCCUGACCCUGCAGCCGGAUCAAGCUCUAAGGCUAGCUUGGGAAGUGUGCAGGAAGAGAGCACCAGCAAAGCAGCUGCUAAGAAAGAGCGCAGACAGCUCGUGACAGACAUUGACGUGAAUAAGUGCAAUCGAUUUGGGCAAAUUUGCUCCCCAUUCCAAGCCUUGAUCACUCCUGCUGUACAGGAGAUCAUCUUGCCACCAGACCUGGUCAUGAGGAUGAGAAGCAACAAUUGUGCCACCAGUGACCUACAGGAUUCGGGAAUCAAACAGAGAAUGAAUCCAGGAGAAUUCAAAACACAGGGAAGGAAAAGCUCACAUGCGGUGCAAGAGUAAACAUAGGGCCCAUGGACCCAGUGCUGAGUAACCCACUGUGGGGCAAUAGCAAUACACAAUACAGUGACAAUUAGUAUCAACCUCCAAUAAGAACUGGUAUUUAUUGUGUGCUAAGAUCACUAAUACACCAAAACCAUGCGAUUAACAGAAACAACCUCUA